GGGAAGGCAGCGGCCUUGAGCGCAUCUAUCUGGGGAACUAAGAGCAUUAGCACUUUCAGACUCAGCCCACAUAGAGCUGUCCUCCAGGCUUCCCGGAACCCAGGGAUGUGUGGCUUGCUGAGGGGCUGGAAGUGAUUGUCCUGCGAUUGGCUCUCUCUAAGGAGAGGGGAUUCUCCAAGGAAGUGCCCCACCAGAGAAGAGAAGGAAUGGAUGCAUUGUGAGUUUUAGACUGUUGCUGCUGCACGUGGACCUCUGGCAAGAGCUGGACUCACUGGCCUACACGGAUCCUGUUUGCAUGCCUGUCACCUUGGAGACUCUUCUGGGAAACCAAGAUGCCUAUUAACAUCACUGCCCCGUUGCUGGCCAAGGUUACCUACAUCAUCAUGGAGAUCGUCAUUGGGCUCUGCGCCAUAGUGGGCAAUGUGCUGGUCAUCUGGGUGGUCAAGCUGAACCCCAGUCUGCAGACCACCACCUUCUAUUUUAUCGUUUCCCUGGCCCUGGCUGACAUUGCGGUUGGGGCGCUGGUCAUGCCUCUGGCCAUUGUCGUCAGCCUGGGCAUCACACUCCACUUCUACAGCUGCCUGCUCAUGACCUGCCUGCUGCUGAGUUUCACGCAUGCCUCCAUCAUGUCCUUGCUCGCCAUUGCUGUGGAUCGAUACCUGCGGGUCAAGCUCACGGUCAGAUUCAGGAUACCUGAGGUCCCUGAGUACAUCUUGCCAUUCCAGUUGAAGGCCCUCCCUUCUGUCAUGGGGCUUUUCAUUCUGCUCUCAUUGACUGUCUUUUCAGAAGCCAUGGUCAUGGACGAAAAGGUCAAGGAAAGCUCCGUGCUGGACACGGCAUCUGCUCUCUGCAACUACGACACCUACUACAAAGACCACCCCAAAUACUGGUGCCGGGGCUAUUUCCGGAGCUACUGCAACAUCAUCGCCUUCACACCCAACAGUACGGACCGCGUGGCCCUGAGGGACACAGGAAACCAGCUCAUUGUCACUAUGUCCUGCCUGACCAAGGAGGACACGGGCUGGUACUGGUGUGGCAUCCAGCGGGACUUUGCCCGGGAUGACAUGGACUUCACUGAGCUGGUUGUGACUGACAACAGAGGAGCCCUCGCCAGUGAUUUUUGGUCUGUGAAAGACCCAUCAAGCAACAAAAGCAGAAGCUGCAGGUCUUCCAAAGUUGUGCACAAGGCAGAUCAGUCCAGGACGUCCAUUCUCAUCAUCUGCGUACUGAUCACUGGGGUGGGGAUCAUCUCUAUAAUCAGUCAUUUGUCCCAAAGGAGGAGAAGUCAAAGGAACAGAAGGGUAGACAACUCUUUGAAGCCCUCAUGUGGCUUGACGCCAGAGGAAAUGGCUCAAACUGAACAGAUGUGACUGAAGAUUUCCUUUAUUUAGCUCACAAAUAAUAUGAUGUUACAAUAGACUCACCAUGACAACCAGUCCACAUCUUGGGAACUAAUUCAGAUCUCUCUGGUGUUCUGGAGGGCCCUUUAACCAUGCCAGCAAUCACUGGUAGCUAGGUAAGAACAGAGAUAGCCAGAGGAGUGGUGCGAGGCCAGCCUGAGCAAGGCUGCUGUCAGAUAACACCUCCAGAUCUUAAUUCUCAUGAUUUGAGCUGGCUGGAAGUGAAGAAUCUUGAUCAGGAGGCCAUGAAAUCCCUUGUAUUUUAUUUGUGAGCCAAUAAAUUCCUAACUAGCAUUGAAUGAACUCCAAAGUAUGACUAACUUCCCCCAAGAGAGCACUGGACAAGUAUUUCUGGAGAAGUUUCUUUUAAAGUAUAAUAAUAUUCCAAUUUAUUCCUGAAUUGGUAUUACAUGAAGGAAAGGCUAACUCUGUGGUUCUCAGGUUUUCUUAGUGAAAAGGCCUAUAUGGGGAACUUCCGCCAGACUGAAUGGAUGCUGCUUUUGAUCAAUGAGAAACCAAAGUGUGAUAACUUAAGUGAAAUAUUCAUUCAAAUCAGGGAACACAAAUCAAGAUCAAGGCAUCAGCAACUAUGGGUGCAAGUGAGGUCAUACUGUAAUUAAUGCCAGAAUUACCAAAACUCUUAGCUCCCACCAGCUUGUGCGCACCCUUCUCUCCCCAUGUAGUGUCUCUCCUGCUAGUUCAGGGAGUUCCCAGGGGCUCCCCAUCACUGACUCUGCUGCCCUUAUAAAAAGCCUGCUCUUCUGGUGUCUUCUAAUAGGGUGUUGGCCAGUCUCAGUGCUCAGGGUAUUUAAGCGGCCCUCUAGUCUGAGCAGGGCUGGGACAGGGAGGUGGGCUCUUGGCACAAUUAUGUACAUGCCCUGCAUAGUUAGGCUCAAGCUCUAGCAAAGUCUUUCAUGAACACAGUUCCUUCAGCUUCCACCCUAAAGAACCCCUCUCUGUAUAGGUAAGGAACUCAAAGCUAGUCAACAGCCUGACAGGAAGGGUAGGGAGUGUGGAUACCAUCCCAUUCCGCUCAUCUUCUGUGUUUCCAUACAGCCAGCCCCCCUCCUUCCCAAACUCUCAGACAAACAACAUCAAAAGUGCUGUCUUUUCCCUCAGCCACAAAACAACCCCAGUCCCUGCCCUGUGGCCAUGUAGUCAAUCUACAUAAAGGAGCCAGUAGCCACUGGUUCUGCAAACAUUAAUCCCAAUUGGGCUUGGUUAGGACAUCCAACGACAUAAGGCAAGAGAGCAGACCUCCAUCUUUCAUGACAGACGAAGCCACCUAUAGAUGUCUCGGAAGAUUACACUUACGAGUACCUAUGUGCAAAAGUACUGCCCCUGAGAAUCCUACAAGUUUGUUCGCUUCCAUGAUCCAGGGUUCAAGAGCCUUGUUUCUUCCCUUACCGAGCAAAGAGCUUUUCAAUCUAUAGUCAGUUAUUUACUCACUGAUUUUAUUCUCCCACAAGGCAAGUUGCUCACAAUUUCAUAAUACGGAGACAAAAGAAAAAGACAAAAAAGCAAGUCUUUGUAAACACGGGACAAUGGUGUUAGAAAUGGGAAGCUUCAUGAAAACAGAGGGAGGAACAAUCUGCUAUUUCACGUGCAAAUGGAUGGCCUUGGGACAAUGCUUACUCCUCUUGUAGCUGUUCAUAAGGCACCGGCUCUGAGCCUGAAAGCUGAUGUGGCUUCCAACUUCAUGGUUGGUAGAACUGCUUGAUGUCAAUCCAGAGUUUGAGAACAGUUGCAAGUGAGAGGCCUCCUUGGGGGAGUGCUUUCUACAACCAGCCACAGGAGAAGAGCAUUCCUGGUGCUCUGCUGCCCCCGCGGGUCUGGCUGCUCUUUUCACAACACUAUUUCCCUAACCUGUCUUUCUCCUAGAUCUGUCUGCUCCCACAGAGGAGGGCCCACUCCUUUCUCAAACCCCUGUUCCACUCUCUUCUCAAAAUCCAGCUGUCAGGAGCAACUGCUGUCUCGCACAAUAAGCAUGCUCUUUCCCCAUCAUGUCACCUGACUUUACCUUUCUGCUUUGUCUGCCAUGAUCCAUGCGCUGGGGCAGCUGGGUGUGAGGGCAAGAUGCAAGGAAUCGGAAGUCAAAGGACUCGAUUUAAAUUUUGUUCUGCCACUCACUAGCUGGGAGACGUUACAUAAAUUAUUUCAGUCUUUAAACUUUAAUUUCCUUACCUUGAUUUUUAUAAAAAUAUUAUUUGGUGUAUUUUUAAGAGAGAUUAAUGAAGGAUGCCCCCCACUCCCCCACUCCCACUUCCUUCCCUGUGGACUCAGCCCCAUUAGGGGGACACUCCUCAAUGACGCAUCUGAGGUGGAGUGACCUGUGUGAAGUGUGAGUCUGGGGGUAGUAAACAGGCGUUUCACAUCCACUCUGUCCUUCCUCUUCCUUUUUUAAUCUUUUGGGUGCAGCUUUCAAAGAGCACGUGAUCUCUUCUGCAACUCCUGGGGACAUCUGAGCACUGGUUUGGUAGCAAGGAGAGGAGACUUGCCUUGGUGCGGCUCUAUCAGUCAUGGGGCUUGUUGAUCUGAAGCCCACUUGUCUGCAGCUCCAAUAUACGCUAUAUUCUCCAGUGUGGACUCUGUA
This is a messenger RNA of Hipposideros armiger (great roundleaf bat), 3993 nucleotides long. Its product is annotated as transmembrane domain-containing protein TMIGD3-like. Gene Ontology annotation, biological process: G protein-coupled receptor signaling pathway. Gene Ontology annotation, cellular component: plasma membrane. The record is from RefSeq and is a predicted model, not a curated record. Gene Ontology annotation, molecular function: G protein-coupled receptor activity. NCBI's taxonomy places the organism in Eukaryota, Metazoa, Chordata, Mammalia, Chiroptera, Hipposideridae.